Haemorhous mexicanus (house finch) is the source of this 3919-nucleotide messenger RNA. RefSeq lists its product as uncharacterized. Lineage: Eukaryota; Metazoa; Chordata; Aves; Passeriformes; Fringillidae. The transcript has a single exon. The coding region runs from base 98 to 3904 and encodes 1268 amino acids. Gene Ontology annotation, biological process: viral process. The record is from RefSeq and is a predicted model, not a curated record.
AAUUAAUUUCCCAAAUGCUGACCGUUCAGCUGUCUUUACCAGAGACUUUUGGGACACAGUUGGAAUUAAGCUCUUUAAUAGUAUUUCCCGCCGAGAUAUGGCUGCCGCGGAGCUAGUCCCAGCUUGCAGGGCGCUGGUUGAGCUGUUUGCUGCACGGGGGAUGCCCGCAGCAGUCGCCCCGCCAAGCUCUGGUCCCGCUGCGAGUCCGCCCCUUGCCGCCGCGAGUCUAGAACAGGACACGACCCCCACCUCCCCGUCGGACCCUUCGGCUCCGGUACCCGCGGUCUUGCUCACCCCUGCCUCCCCGCCCCCCGCCCUCGCAGUUCCAACACCCGUCCACCCAGCCCCUCCCACCGUCCCCGCCUUUGCCAUCCCGUUGGUCCCGGCUACCGCGGUCCCCGCCCCCGGUUUCGCCAUCCUCGCGGCCCCGCCCCCUAACCCCGCCUCUACGAGCCCGCCCACCAGCGUCACCGCGGCCCCACCCCUCCCUGCCCCCGCUGGGCCCGCCGCCUCCCCCCAACUACCUGCGAGUACAGCCGCUCCUCCCGCCCCCCAAGUCCCCUUCGCCCCUGCCAACCCAGCGCCGGUGGUGGUCCAAGCCCCGUCCGCCUCCGCCGCGGCCGCGCUGGCGUCCCCAGCACCCCUUCUGCACGUUACCGCGGGAACCCUGCCCCCCUAUCCUGCCAUUGAAGCGCAUGCAGCACACCCCGAGCUGCCCACGGUCCCCGCGGCAGAGCAGACGCCUAUGGCUGACCCCGUCCCUGCCGGCGUCUCGGCGCAAUCCUCCAGUCCCAGCGCAGCGCCGCUUGCGCUGGGACCGGGGCGCCCCAGUCCCGCAAGCCGUCCCGCACCGGCGCCGCGGCGGCUAAACCGGUGGCUGCAGCCCCUCCCGUGCCUGCCGCCGCUCCAGCCCAGCCUCCCGUCAGCGGCGCCCCUGCCCGCCGGGGCGGCAGCCACCCCAGCCCAGCUUACGAGCUCCCAGCGGAUGCACGCCGCGGUCCAGCCACCGACUAGCCCACCGCUCGCCAUGCCCCCCCCGCAGCAGAUUCCCGCCGCCUCCAUGCCGCUCCUCCUGCCUCCCGCCACCCCGGGAUCAUCGCCCGCUGACGAGGCUGCCCCGCCGCCGCCCGUGGCCGCCUUCCCGCUCCUGCCGCCGCCGCUCGCCACCGCGGCCCCGAGCCAAGCCGUGCCUUCCCCACCGCAGCCUCCCGCUUCCGAGCUACUGCAUGGCGCGGCUCCGCCGCCUACUGCAACCACUGACAGCCCAUCGUUCCCUUCCACGACCGCAGCUGCAGCCCUGUCUCCCGUUUCCGCCGCUCUACCACCUCCCGCACUCCCCGGCCCGCCCGCCACCGCCAUCAUGCCUCCCCACGCUGACCUAGUGACGCAACGCACGCAUGCGCAGUUGCUACAACCGCCGCACCAGCAAUAUCACUCCGCGCCGCCUCAUCCAACCACAGCGCUGCUUCCGGGAUCAGCCACACUCAACAGUUCCAUCUCCACGGCCCCGCCGCCGCCGGAUCUACACACGGCACCACAGCAGACUGUUACUGCAGCGCCUUGCUUGUAUCCUUCCGCGUCGCUCCCUCUGCCGGACCUUGAGGACGCGGCCACAGCCACAUCACUGACAGAUCCCUCCGCAGCUCGCAACCCUGCACAACCGAUGCCUAAUAUGCCUCCGCUGCCACCUCCUGCACCUCCGCCGCCGCAUCCCGCAGCCGACCAAAGCAGCACCGAAUCACGACCGCAUCUCCUCGAACACCCAACUGCGUAUUCUCCUUCCACUCUCCCAGCACCGAGUGGGACUACCUUGUAUCACGAUUCGUCCGCACAGCCACAUCCAUGCACACAAACCGUGCAACGAGGAGGGGGAGGGUGGAAUAUGACAGCUGCUUUAAUAAAUCCAGAACAGACAGAAAAUUAUUUUGCCCCUGCAAAUGUCAACCCUCUGAUCCCAACACAAAAGAAUUUCGAAAAAGAACUGUUCCCAAAUAGCUCCAAAGUCCCCCCAGUGCUUGGGACCGAUUUCUCAAAGCAAAAUGAGACACUAAACCCUGAAAAUCUGCUAGCAUUAAUCCAAAAAUUAGAAAACUCACAAAAAUCUUUUGAUAAUUUUCAACUAACAGACUGGCAUGAAGUCAGACGCCAGAUUUGCAAAGAAGAAAGUCUAAAUCCUUUAGCUAUGCCUGUGCUAUUCAGCCAGCAAGCUGGUGGUCCUAGAACAUGGGUGGCUAUCCCACCUCAUGAGAUAAAAGAAUUGCGAAAAGCAAUAAGGGAUAGUGGUAUCUGCUCCCCAUAUUUUAAGCAACUGCUGAAAAGUACCCUGGAAGGACAUACACUCACACCAAAUGACUGUAAAAAUCUCGCUAGCAUAAUUCUCACAGACUCACAAUAUAUGCUGUGGGAACUCAAAUGGAAAAGACUGCUUACAGGGGUACUAGCCGCUUAUAGACAAAGUACUGAUGCAGACCUUCGUACCCUUGUCAUGUCUAAGCUGACUGGUGACCCUCCUGAUGAUCAGAAUGAUAAUCAAGUGAAUUUACCCAAAACAGCAUUAGAUGACAUUAAAAAGAUGGCUCGCAGAGCCUUUUUACAAAUUCAGCCUGCAGGAAGUUUUGAAAAAGCCUAUAAUCUGAUUAGCCAAGAGUUGUCUGAACCAUUUACCACAUUUGUGGACCGGGUAAUCCAAGCAGCAGAAAGGCAAUGCGGUGAUGAUAUAGCUCGCCCAAUAAUGAUACGGGACAUUGUUGAAAAUAAUGCCAAUGCAGAAUGUAAAAGAGUUAUCAAAGCCCUAGGAAAAGAAAAACCCACAGUGCCUGAAAUGAUUGAUGCCUGUAACAAAAUUGGGAGUCCACAGCAAGUGGCAACUAUCCAGGCAAAUGAACUUGGAAAAACUCUAGGAGAAAAAAUUGAAAGGACUCUUACAGCUCAAACAGUGCGAGCAGCUGCACAGGCAGCACAAGCAGAAGCUUUACCUGUAAAUCAACCAAAGACAAAUGUCUGGGUUGCUUUAGCCAAGUCUGCAGGCUCUGAUACCAUCCGUCUAUCUGACACAAGCCCUGACAAACCUUUUUCAACCUGUUUAGUUGGAGUACCUUUCUCAGAAGGUUUUGAUAAUGUUACUUUUGAGAAAUAUUGGCCAUAUGAUGAUCAUCAUGUAUCUCCAACUCCCAGCCAGAAACACCAAACUUAUAUUGAUAAUGCUAAAGUUGAUAAAUCUGACCUUCAAGAGCUAGAAAUCCUAGGCUCAUUAACUAUGGAUACCUGUUACUUCUUUCAUUUCCUAGGAGAAGACGGCCCUCAUUUAAACGUUACCCCUUAUCACCCAGCUUAUAGCAAUAUGACUUCUUGGUGUAAUCAAACUAAGCUUCUUACAUAUGACGAACCUCACGCAGAUCGUUUUAACAAACUUCCAAUUCGAUUCCCUAGAGGAAUCUGGCUCAUCUGUGGAGACAGAGCCUGGCAAGGUAUACCCUCAAAAAUAGAUGGUGGCCCUUGUGCCUUGGGACAACUUACAAUAAUUGCUCCCAGUGUCAAAGAGGUAGUCAAAAAGAAAAGCAGAAAGAUUAGGUCCUCCUGGGGACAUCAAUAUGAAAGCAACUGUGAUAGUGAUUUUCACCCUUGGAACUCUGGAAAAUCAAUUGUUGCAAGCAUUUUUCUACCUCAGUGGGGUUCCUCAGCUGCAUUGACACAAUUAAACAAGUUAGGGUGUUGGCUCAGCAAAGAAGUAAAUGCCACCUCUACUGCAAUCAGUGACUUGUUGACAGAUGAAGAAGCGGUCAGACAUGCCACUUUACAAAACAGAGCUGCCAUUGAUUUUCUUUUACUAGCACAUGGGCAUGGUUGUGAAGAUUUUGAAGGAUUGUGUUGUAUGAACUUAUCUGACCAUUGUUUCCAUUCAUAAACAGCUACAAAACCU